CUGUAAAUUGAAGGAAAUAGUUUUAUUCGAGCAGUAUUUUCGAGCAGCUCCAAUACGCGUACUCGAAUGUCAAAGGGCUGUGCGGUAAAAAAAACACCCCAAAGCAGUUGAACAAAAAUGAACGUCGACGAAUCUCCACUCGAACAUAUUCGUACUCAAAAACGGUACGAACUGAAAUGGGAACAAAAAAUACACCGCAAAAAGGAGCUCGAUCGUAACCGGGCCGGUCUGGGUGAGCUGCACCAUUCGGUCGGUGUAAUUGAACACAUUUCGGAGCAGGAAAUCAAAGGACUGGCCGGUCGAAUCAAGCGCCGCAAGCGUUGCGAACCGUUGGAUCUGGUACGCUUGAGUUACGGGUUUCAACAAAGCCGGGAAAACAUUUCCCACUUUAUCCGCAUCACUGGUGCGAUCAAUGUGAUUGUGAAGGAACUUACCGGGCACGAUUACAAUCUGCAGCUGCUGGCUGCCGAAUGUUUGUGCAAUCUGUCGCUGGGGGAUGAUGUGUGCUGUGAGAAGAUAGCCAACUAUGCCGGCACGUACCUGAUUGCGCUAACCGAAAACCCAAACUGUCGGCCACUACAACAGACUUGUUUUUGGACGUUGCAGAAUAUCGUCGGCUCUAGCCCGAAGGGUAGCAAACUGUUGUUUACCCAAGGGCUGGUGGUAGUGUUGGUUCGGCUGCUUUCAACCGUUACGGAUCAGGAAGCUGCAGAUGAUAUCAUUCUUACGUUAGAAUUAGCACUUAAUUACGAGCAGGAUAUUGAACCGAACACAAUCCCGCAAAUAGUUCAAUGUUUCGAAGGUAAGGAGCUGCAUCCUAGUAGCCUCCGACUCCUGUACAAAUGCUACGGUCUGAUGCAGAACGAGCUACUAGUAAAUGGUUCCUUUACUUACAUUAUCCGGCAAUGUUUAGACUUUCUGUCGAGCAUUAUGGACCGACAUCUACCAACGAAUGCAGCAUCGAUUUUGCUUUCCAUACGUAUACUUGUUCAUCACAUGGUGACCAAUGCUAACUGCAUCGACGAAAUUCUACAGUACCAGUUACAUAAAAGUACAUUAAAAUUCUCGACACUUUUUAACAACUGUGCUAAGGAAGAAAUGGUGCCAGUUUGUAAGGAAUUCCUGUGGUUACUAGGCCAAAUCCAUAGCAACGGGACACUUGGAAACAACGCGGAAUUAUUCAAAUCCUAUCUGGCUUUUGACAAUUUUGUGGAACAAAUUACUGUCCCCAAAGCACUGCUCUAAGCACCGAGCAAAUAACAGAAACAGUUGCUUAAUAUAAGACUGCUGCCCUCGCAAUAUUGUUGAAAUUUUGAACUUUAAAUUAAAAUGCGUUUUGUUUUUGAAU
This is a messenger RNA of Anopheles funestus (African malaria mosquito), 1348 nucleotides long. RefSeq lists its product as uncharacterized. The transcript is spliced from 2 exons. The record is from RefSeq and is a predicted model, not a curated record. The coding region runs from base 118 to 1245 and encodes 375 amino acids. Lineage: Eukaryota; Metazoa; Arthropoda; Insecta; Diptera; Culicidae.